AUGUCGACAAAACAAUUCUCCCGCAUCACAUCAUUCCUCCUUUUACUCGCAUUCUUUGCCACGGUUACAACAGCCCUGUAUUCUCCAAUUAACCUACUGAGCCUUAGUCGGCGGCAACAGACUGAUGGGUCGGCCUGUGACAACUAUUCCAGAAUUGCCAACCUGACGGUGGUUGCUAGCAACGCGACCUACCGAUCCGCCUACUUGGCAGCUUCACCAGAGGGCAGUGAUCCAGCCCGUGCACCGCUUGACGCGGCCAUCCCCCAAUUGGCCGCCCUCCAGUUCGACGAGGCACUCAACGAACAGUGUGGAAAUCUGACGACAAUCGCAUACGAGGGAGCGGAGGCCAACUUCACCAAUGGGAUAGUCCUGCAGUUUAGCAUCAACGGUGCCUCGAUGCGGAUAGGGGCCAGUGCGAUGGGGAUGGCGCUGAUUGUAGCGAUGGUUGCGGCCAUGGUUAUAGAAGUGGUGUGA
Messenger RNA from Exophiala aquamarina CBS 119918, 474 nucleotides. RefSeq lists its product as uncharacterized. The transcript has a single exon. NCBI's taxonomy places the organism in Eukaryota, Fungi, Ascomycota, Eurotiomycetes, Chaetothyriales, Herpotrichiellaceae. The coding region runs from base 1 to 474 and encodes 157 amino acids. The record is from RefSeq and is a predicted model, not a curated record.